AUGCACGCUGCCGCCGCACCCACUCAGCGUAAACCUUCUUCGCAGUCCCAACGUAAACCAUCUGGUCAAUCUGAUAGAUCCAGUCAUGGGCACUCUCUAAGGCAUUCAAUUCCUUCUGCGAAUUUAAGAGAAUCUGCGCGCGAGGACUCGACGCGUCGGGCCUCUAUGUCCACUUCCACCGCCUCGUCUCCCCCAAAAUGGUGGCGGAUUCGCCUCUUUCGUGGCAUGAUUCAGGAUGUUAAGCGAAGAGCACCAUACUAUUGGAGUGAUUGGACAGAUGCAUGGGACUAUCGCAUCGUACCUGCAACUGUUUAUAUGUAUUUUGCUAAUAUUCUACCCGCUCUGGCCUUCUCUUUGGAUAUGUUUGAAAAAACGAAUCAAAGUUACGGAGUCAAUGAAGUUUUGCUUGCAUCCGUUCUUGGGGCAAUUGUCUUCUCGCUGUUUGCCGCUCAGCCUUUGGUCAUUGUCGGUGUCACUGGUCCUAUAACCGUGUUCAAUUACACGGUCUAUGAUAUUAUUUCCCCCAGAGGUACUCCAUAUCUACCGUUCAUGUGCUGGAUUGGCAUCUGGUCUCUAAUUAUGCAUUGGUUGUUGGCUAUCACAAACUCCUGCAAUGCUUUGACGUAUGUCACUCGGUUCUCGUGUGAUAUCUUUGGAUUCUAUGUUGCUUGUAUUUAUCUUCAAAAGGGCAUUCAAGUCUUAACAAGGCAAUGGGGACAAGUUGGAGAGACUUCCGCUUACCUUGCAAUUAUGGUGGCUCUUCUUGUCCUGAUGAGCGCAUGGAUCUGCGGGGAGUUGGGCAACAGCAACCUCUUUAAAAGAUUUGUUCGCAAAUUCCUAGAGGACUACGGAACUCCUUUGACGAUUAUCUUCUUCACUGGUUUCGUCCACAUUGGUCAAAUGCGGGAUGUUGAUGUUUCCACCCUUCCCACGAGCAAAGCAUUCUUCCCUACCCUCGAUCGUCCGUGGCUGGUGCACUUUUGGAAUAUCGAUGUUGGCGACAUCUUCUUGGCCAUUCCCUUUGCACUUCUUCUGACGAUUCUUUUCUAUUUCGAUCACAAUGUCUCUUCUCUGAUUGCGCAAGGCACCGAGUUUCCUCUGAGGAAACCUGCUGGUUUUCACUGGGAUCUCUGGCUUCUCGGUCUUACAACCUUUAUUGGCGGUCUUCUCGGAAUUCCGUUCCCUAAUGGACUCAUCCCACAAGCCCCCUUCCACACUGCUGCGCUCUGCGUCACUCGACAGGUAGCGGAUGAGGAUGAAGCUAACAAGGGCAAGGCUAUACGGGUCACUGACCAUGUCGUGGAACAGAGAGUGAGCAAUUUCGCCCAAGGCCUACUGACUCUCGGUACGAUGACCGGUCCGCUCCUGAUUGUCCUGCAUUUGAUUCCACAGGGUGUCAUGGCAGGUCUGUUCUUUGUCAUGGGUGUCCAAGCUUUACAAGGCAACGGCAUUACCCAGAAACUUAUUUUCCUUGCUCAAGACAAGGCCUUCACUCCCGCGUCUAAUCCCCUGAAGCGAAUCGAGCGCCGUGCUGCUAUCUGGGCAUUUGUUAUCCUCGAAUUGGUUGGAUUUGGCGCUACCUUUGCCAUCACCCAAACCAUUGCAGCUAUUGGUUUCCCUGUUAUCAUUCUCAUUCUGGUCCCUGUGCGGACCUUCCUACUUCCACUUUGGUUUACUCGUGAGGAACUAGGCGCAUUGGAUGGACCUACUGCUAGCCCCUUCACCAUGGAGAGUGUUGGUGGCACUUACGGGCUUGACGAGGAUACUACCGAGGCAGUCGCAAGCGGAGCCCAAAAUUCGACUAGUGGUGGAAAUGAUAUUCUCGAAGGUCGACUUUCUUCCUCUUCAGAAUCUGCCGUCGAUGGUAAUGAUCUUGAGAGGGGCGAGGCAUACGAGAUGACAUCUCGGUCUUCCGUUCGCAGAAGAAGCACCACUAGCCGCAUCGGCUAG
Penicillium waksmanii is the source of this 1950-nucleotide messenger RNA. RefSeq names its product anion exchange family protein. Gene Ontology annotation, cellular component: plasma membrane; fungal-type vacuole. Lineage: Eukaryota; Fungi; Ascomycota; Eurotiomycetes; Eurotiales; Aspergillaceae. The transcript is spliced from 5 exons. The record is from RefSeq and is a predicted model, not a curated record. Bases 1 to 1950 code for a protein of 649 amino acids. Gene Ontology annotation, molecular function: solute:inorganic anion antiporter activity; borate efflux transmembrane transporter activity. Gene Ontology annotation, biological process: transmembrane transport; monoatomic ion homeostasis; monoatomic anion transport.